Trichoderma breve is the source of this 1086-nucleotide messenger RNA. RefSeq lists its product as uncharacterized. The transcript is spliced from 2 exons. Bases 1 to 1086 code for a protein of 361 amino acids. NCBI's taxonomy places the organism in Eukaryota, Fungi, Ascomycota, Sordariomycetes, Hypocreales, Hypocreaceae. The record is from RefSeq and is a predicted model, not a curated record.
AUGUCGAAAUACGCCGAGAUGGCCAAGGGCAAAUUGUCCUCGGGCCGCGAAAAGGCCUCUGAGUACAAAGGCAAGGCCAAGGGCAAAGUGACAAAGCACAUCCCCGGCCGAGGCCACAAAGAGGAAAACGAAGCUGCCACCCACGUCGCCCGCCCCUUGGCCUCCCUCCGCGAUCCAAACUCCUUUGCUCCUCCGCCCAAGCGCACCGGAUCCGGCCUUGCGCCUCCUCCACCUCCCUCCGCAGCCAAACGAUCCGUCGUCACAGCACCGUCCAAGUAUCAAGAUCCGCAUGGGCCGAGGGUCGAGCCGCCGCCUAGGUUCGCCGACGAGCACCAAUUGGAAGAAUACGAGGCACAGCAGGAGGCCCAGCCGGUGUCAUCCGGACCCUACAGAGUCAACACGACGGGACUCUCAACAGAUCAUCUCCCGCCUCCCCCCGUGAGGAGAGACGCCGCCGCGGGCAGCCGGAGUCCGCCUUCGUAUGAUUCCGUCGUCGGCGCAGCUCCCAGCGAUGCCAAAGCCCCGAGUCUUCCCCCGAGAUUGCCUCCGCGAUCAGGUUCCGGAACGCCGGAUCGAACAGCCAGUCCGCUAGCAACCCUCGGAGUCAGCUCCGGCAGCCUGAACCAGGGAGCCGUCAACAGAUUGGGCGCAGCCGGCAUCUCUGUUCCUGCCUUCGGUAUUGGAGCUCCCAGCCACGCCGAGGACGAAACACCUCCCCCGAAACCUCCUCGACCCAACGCCACCCCGCCAUCACAUCUCAAUGAGCUGCAGAACCGCUUUGCCAGGCUAGGAACUUCAAACACGGGCUCUUCUACGGGACCUCCAACUCCUCCGACUGAGGCUGCUGCUGUUGCUGCUGUUGCUGCCGCUGCUGCGCCUGCCGCCACUACGUGGGCACAAAAGCAAGCUGCCAUUAAGCCGGCAGCGCCAUCCCCAUCACCAACAGGAUCGCCGGGCCUCGCAGGAAAGAAGAAGCCGCCGCCUCCCCCUCCCAAGAAGAAGCCUGGUCUGGUUGCCGCAGCUCCUUCUCCGAGCGACGGGGGCGCACCACCCCCUAUCCCCUUGUCAACUCGUCCAUCGUACUAA